AGUGGGUACUGAAAACGGAUCAUUUUUCCUCGUAAUUUUCGCGGUCUCCGCCGACCAGAGACAAUGAGCCGCAAGCGGGACAGACGCGACUUCUCGCGCCCCGGCCCUUACCGUCUCACGAAAAGGCGUCGUCCUCCCCCUCCUUCGCCGCCCCACGCCGACCUGCCUCCGACCUCCUCCUCCAAAUCCCCGGCCACGGUCGUCGUCACCGGCCUCCCUCCAGAUUCCUCCCUGCUCGACAUCAGGUCCCGCUUCCAGAUCUACGGUUGCAUCUCCCGCACCUCCAUCCGCCACACCGGCGUCGCCUACAUCACCUUCCGCUCCAAAGACUCCGCCAUGGCCGCGGUCGCCGCCUCCCUUGACCCCUCCUUCGGCAUCACUCUCCAUUCCAAACCAUUAUCGGUAACGUGGGCGACUGAUCCUGUGCCACAGUGGAGAGAAGGGGUUUUGCAUAAGGAUGGUUCCAACUAUUCAUCUUUGUCGGCCUCGUCGUCAAAGCUUGUUAGAGCUGAGGUGCCUCUGAGCAGGCACGGAAGGGGUAACAAGCUGGGGUCAGCCAUUGUGAACCCCAGAAAUAACAGUAGUGUUGCAGGCUUAGAUGUGCCUUCCAAGGGUAGAGAAAUUGUUGCUUAUGAUGAUAUUCUCUAGCUUCAGAGAUUGCUUUUCAGUAAGCUGUGAUAAGAUUGUAACAAUAGGCGUGCAGUAGAUAAAGCCCAGACUGUGCCUGAUCUAGAAUGGUUGAACCUUGCUAGUCAUUAGUGAGGGCAAAUUGUGUAUGAAUUUUGAUUCUCUGCUAUUUAUGAUGUUAGUGUGCAUUAGCUGUUAAAUUUA
Diospyros lotus (date-plum) is the source of this 831-nucleotide messenger RNA. RefSeq lists its product as uncharacterized. The transcript is spliced from 2 exons. Bases 64 to 648 code for a protein of 194 amino acids. Lineage: Eukaryota; Viridiplantae; Streptophyta; Magnoliopsida; Ericales; Ebenaceae. Gene Ontology annotation, molecular function: RNA binding. The record is from RefSeq and is a predicted model, not a curated record.